Messenger RNA from Symbiodinium necroappetens, 218 nucleotides. Lineage: Eukaryota; Dinophyceae; Suessiales; Symbiodiniaceae. The record is from the annotation of a GenBank genome assembly.
AUGGGCAUCAGAGUGCUCCACACCAACCUGACCAGCUUCUACGACUUCGAGACGUUCGACCUGGGCACUCCCUACCAUGCCGAUCCUCAGGCGUCCUUCUUCAAACUGAGGGCCAGCACUCUGAAGGCUGGGCUUGCUGCACUGACGGACUACGAAGCCAUCUUCUUCUUGGACGUGGAUGCUUACUUUUAUGCUCCACCAGACUUGGAAAACAUUGA